This is a messenger RNA of Racocetra fulgida, 634 nucleotides long. The record is from the annotation of a GenBank genome assembly. Lineage: Eukaryota; Fungi; Glomeromycota; Glomeromycetes; Diversisporales; Gigasporaceae.
GCGUCGGCAACUUCCGCUACAAAAUUGAUUCAAACUUAUGUUAACUGUCUUUCGGAUAAAGUUGUUCUGCUUAAAAAUGGUAUCAACUAUCAAGUUUCUUCAACUCCCCAAGCUUACGAUUAUGCAUCGUUUUUACGUGCUCUUGACUACGAUGGAAUGUAUUGGUCAAUUUCCCAAUGGCUAGAUUCUUGUUGGCUCUAUCGCAUGUUGAAUUAUGAGGAAGAAUUAAAGUCUGAUACAGAAAGUAGAUUAUCAUUAGAUGAUAUUGGUAGUGAAAAUUAUUGUGAAUAUUUUGAUGAGGCUAAAGAGAAAGAGAGAAAAACCAAUAUUAUAGCAAAAGAACUUUGUAAUUUAUUCAUGAGUCGAUGUGCAACAUUUCAUAGUCUCCGCUUAGAAACAAAGGCUAUUCAAAGUAAUUUUCCAUUCCUACCUUCAUGCAACGAUUCCAGUAAUUACUUGUCUAAUCUUCGUCAACUUAUCUGUCUCGCGGAAUAUAAAUCUGAACUUCUUAUUGCAAUAUCACGAAUAUGCAAAGAUUUACAAAGGAUUUGUGCUGGAUUUCCACUCUCCGUUCUAUGGAAAUCCCAUUAUGAAACGGAUGCUCAAAACUUGGUAACUCGUGCUGAAGCUCAAA